Molecule: messenger RNA, 1077 nt
Organism: Cyphellophora attinorum
Lineage: Eukaryota; Fungi; Ascomycota; Eurotiomycetes; Chaetothyriales; Cyphellophoraceae
Exons: 1
Coding region: 1-1077 (358 amino acids)
Source: RefSeq, a predicted model, not a curated record
AUGCGAUACACGCUCCCACUGACCAGAACUCACGUUGCGCCCAAUGGCCUCGCGUGUCUACUGACUCUUUCGAUACUGACCUUUCCUCACUCACAAAUAUCUCAAUCCUUGCCAUAUCUCGGUCGAAACAGCGAGGCAACCACAUACCUUGCUUCUCUCGCCGUCAGCAACCAUACGCUCGGCUUCCAAAAGAUCUUCGUCAUCAACCUUCCCGCCCGCACCGACAAGAAAGACACCAUCACCCUCACCUCCGCCCUCACCGGCUUUAACGUCGAAUGGCUCCCAGCCGUCUUAGCCGAAGAAGUCUCUGCCAAAGCCGCUCCUCCAACGUGGAACUACACGCUCCAAACCCCUGGCGCUCUGGGCAGCUGGCGGGCACACAUGAACGCAGUGCAGCACGUCCUCCACAACCGCCUCCCCACCGCCCUCAUCCUUGAAGACGACGCCGACUGGGACGUCCUUCUCAAGUCUCAACUCCACCAACUGUCUGACGCCAUGUAUAAGCUCAGCUACACCACCCAAUCCGAGCCCAGCAACCCGUACACCCUCAACUGGGACCUCCUCUGGCUAGGCCACUGCCGCGCCGGUCCAUCCUCCCUGCCCCAACAAAUCUACACCAUCCCCAACGACCUAACGGUCCCGCCCAUCCCCCACCGUCGCGCCAAGUGGCGUCAGCAACACAUUCCCCUCUUCAUCCGCCAAAACUCCACCCGCGUCAUGUUCCGCGCCUACGCAGGCAUGUGCAUCGGCGCAUACGCCAUCAGUCGCUCCGGUGCUCAAAAAAUCUUGCACGGCAUGAGUCUGAGCAGCCAGAACAACCCCGCAGACGUGUCCUUUUCUAGUCUUUGUCGCGGCAAGCUCACCGUCGACGAGUUCAGAUGUUUUGCGACGUACCCGCCGCUGUUUGGUAGUCAUCGUGCGGAAGGAAUGCGGAACCGGGACUCGGACCUCAACGACAUCACUGAAACGAAUGGGGGCGAAAGCUGGCAUGGGGAGUAUACGUGGGAUGUUGUGUAUCCGGCAGCGAUGAAUGUUGGAAGGUGGGUUACGGGGUUAGGGACGGCGAAAGCGCAAUGA